AUGGUUGUGUCAGGUAUUGCCAACUGGGCGGUGUUGUUAUGUCCUAGGUUGGUCAUGCGCCUUAAUGGAUCCUUCUCCAAGGCGUUGAAAAGGCACAUUACCCUUCCGGCUAUGCAUUCCACAAACAAGAACGUACCACCCAAGCUUUUCGGCCUUCCCCAUGGACUCCUUCCUACCCGAGCCGAGUCAUUGAUUAUUUUUCUGUUCUGGGUGUACAUGAUUUUGGGAAGCAGUAUUGGGUUCCAUCACGUCAGCGGCAACCCUAUCUGGAAGAGGCCUAUGGGUGAAAUAGGACGACUCGUCGCUGAUCGGGCGGGUAUGUUGGCGCUCUUUGUGUAUCCAAUGCUGAUUUUGUUUGCGUCAAGGAACAACGUCUUGAUGUUCUUCACCCGAUGGAGCUAUGCCAGAUUCAAUACCUUACACAGACACAUGGCUCGUAUCUUUUUUGCAUUGGUUAUUACUCACGGAACCGGCAUGACUAUUAACUCAUUUGGAAUUUCGUCAACAAAGUACAAGACCAGGUUACAAGAGGGUUACAUCUUGUGGGGUGUUGUUGCAGCGAUUUUCAUGGGGUUCAUGUUGGUUCAAUCCAUACUCGUCUUGAGAAGAAAGUCCUACGAGGCCUUCUUGAUGGUGCACAUUUUAUUUGCGAUUGUUAUUAUGAUUGGCAUCCACUACCACAUCAACUCCUUUGGUUACCAGGGAUUUACCUGGGUCACCAUCGGUAUUUGGGGAUUGGAUAGGGUAAUUAGAUGGGGCCGCAUGUUUAGCUUUGGUGUAAAUGAGGCGAGCGUUACGUUAGUUGCCGGCGAAACCUUGAGGGUGACGGUGUCAAAGCCAAAACACUGGAACUCUCAACCUGGUCAGCAUGCGUUUGUGUCCUUCAUGAUGCCAGCUUGCUUCUGGCAAUCGCACCCAUUCACCGCGAUUUCCUCCAACGAGAAUGAGCUCAGUUUUGCUAUCAAGGUCAAAGGUGGUGUCACCCUGAGCUUGUACAAGCACUUGGUUUCCAUGCCUUCUCAGACUGCAACCAUCAAGGUAUGUAAGUACAGCCAGUCGUUGUUGAUGGCGUCGGGUAACGGUAUUCCCGGUAUGUACGAUCAUGCCAUGAGAUUGGCCAAUACCAGCUCGAAGCACUCGGUUAAAUUGGUUUGGGUGAUCAGAAGUUACAAGCCUCUUUCUUGGAUGUACGAAGAGAUGAAGAAGUUGGGUGACACCAAGGUUGAGACCAUUAUGUACGUCACCAGACCAGAUGAUUCUUUAGAUUACACUAAUGAGACUAAUGCGUCAGACUCGGAAAACAAGUCUGGUGAAGGCAAGGAUGAGGCAAAUGAGAAGUCAUGCUUGAGCAGGGUGCAAAGGUUACAGAAGGGUUUGCCACACAUAGAGUUUAAGGAGGGCAGACCAGACAUUGAUUGUGUCAUCAAGGAGGAAUUCACGCAAGCUGGGGGUAGUGUUGCGGUUGUCGCUUGUGGUCACGAUAGCAUGGUUGAUGCAAUCAGAUAUGCGGUUGUGCACAACUUAGAUGCCACUUCUCAUCGUGUCGAUUACUUUGAGGAAUUGCAAGUUUGGGCAUAA
Molecule: messenger RNA, 1578 nt
Organism: Babjeviella inositovora NRRL Y-12698
Lineage: Eukaryota; Fungi; Ascomycota; Pichiomycetes; Serinales
Product: ferric reductase family protein
Exons: 2
Coding region: 1-1578 (525 amino acids)
Biological process (GO): iron ion transport; copper ion import; intracellular iron ion homeostasis
Cellular component (GO): plasma membrane
Molecular function (GO): ferric-chelate reductase activity
Source: RefSeq, a predicted model, not a curated record